GUUGCCUGGUGAUGUGCCUGCAGCUUGUCAAACGCACGAUCCAGUUACUGUAGCUGCCUGCUGCAAUGAAAAUAUCUUCGUUGGUGGGUGGAUAUAUCGGCCCAGUUCCAUCAUUUUAUUCUAAACAGUGACUGAGUGAGUAGUUUAUUUUGUCAUUAUAAAGCUAAGAAUUUUAAGCUCGCAGUAUAAUCUCAGUAUCUUCUUCAAGCUCAUGAGAAAGGCAACGUUACCAAGCUUGAGGUAAAAGCGAGCCCCCCCAAAGAAGGCAUGUGUCGGAUAUUAUGGCUUACAGCCGGCACGUGGCCCUCGGGGGCCGACAGCUGGCUGCCUCAUCCCAUCCUGUAGCUGGACCCCCUGUGCCUGAGCUCCAUACAACGCGCACAACAUACCUUUUGACUUCAUGAAGAUCCCUGACAUCGGUGAUGUAAUGAAUAAAUUUGAAGUCCUUGGAAUUGUGGGUGAAGGUGCUUAUGGUGUUGUUUUGAAGUGCCGACACAAGGACACCAAUGAAAUUGUGGCCAUUAAGAAAUUCAAGGACAGUGAAGAAAAUGAGGAGGUUAAAGAAACGACACUGCGGGAGCUUAAGAUGCUCCGUACCCUCAAGCAGGAGAAUAUUGUUGAGUUAAAAGAGGCCUUCCGCAGAAGAGGAAAGCUCUAUCUUGUCUUUGAGUAUGUGGAGAAGAACAUGCUUGAGCUCCUUGAGGAGUUACCCAAUGGUGUGCCAACUGAGAAAGCACGCAGCUACAUCUACCAGUUAAUCAAAGCAAUUCACUGGUGCCACAAGCAUGACAUAGUUCACAGGGAUAUAAAACCAGAAAAUCUUCUCAUCAGCUCUGAUGACGUCCUCAAGUUGUGUGACUUUGGCUUUGCUCGUAAUCUCUCUGAGGGGACGGAUGCCAAUUACACUGAAUAUGUGGCCACUAGAUGGUACCGCUCUCCAGAGCUCCUGCUUGGGGCUCCUUACGGGAAGGCAGUGGACAUGUGGUCAGUGGGCUGCAUCUUAGGAGAGCUGAGUGAUGGGCAGCCUCUGUUCCCGGGAGAGAGUGAGAUUGACCAGCUCUUUACCAUCCAGAAGGUGUUGGGACCCCUGCCACCAGAACAAAUGAAGCUCUUCUAUAACAACCCCCGCUUCCAUGGACUGCGGUUUCCUGCUGUGAACCACCCCCAAACCUUGGAGCGAAGAUACUUAGGAAUCAUCGGUGGAGCCCUGCUGGACUUGCUAAAGAACCUGCUACUGCUGAACCCAACGGAACGCUUUCUCACGGAGCAGAGCCUGAACCACCACGCCUUUCAGACCCUGCGGCUGGUGGAGCGGCCCGGCCCACCCACACCUACACCUGUACGCUCCUCCAAGAGAAAACCUCACCAUGGAGACAACACCACCCCCAGCAGGAGCCAUGGGGGAAAGAGCUCAGGAAGCCACCGCUCCAGCAGCAGAGAGUGCUCUAGCCUUCCCCGGCACGAAGACCUUCACCCCAGCAACGAUGGCUUUCUCAACGGCAACAUGCCUGCAGCAAUCAACCUCAGUCCCACUCUGCAUCCUAAGAACUACCAGCCGCCGAUCUACAACCAUUCCACCUCAUGCAACAUGGACCUGGCCAGCAGCAACCUGCCACAUCUGCUCAGCCCUGGCGAAACCAAGAGCAAGGGUGACUUUGAGAUGAACCUGGGGUCCAAAGUGUCCGACGGCCCCGGAGCAAAGUACCUCAAAUCCAACUUCCGUUCACAGCAGAACCGUCAUUCUUUUGUGGAGGGGAAGACCAACACACUUCAAUCAGGGGAGAAACACGGUCGACACAGCUACAUGGAGUCCCAUAGCUCCACGCCCUCAUCCUCCAAGUUCGCCUACCUGAAUUUGUCCAAGAGCUAUGGCACACUUAGUGAUGCCAAGUCCGUGGGGAACUUAAAUGAGAUACAUCUUUAUGCAGAUGAGCCUACAUCUCGCUAUUUUCCCUCAAGCUGCCUCGACCUCACAGCCCCAAGCAGCCCGGCAGCCCGCCGGGUGGACAGGCUGGGGCCUGGCACAGCCGGCAGAGGAAGCAUGCGCUCUGAGAGAGAGAGCAACACCCUGGACUCGUCCUACAGGCGCUCCUCCACUCGCCACAAGGCUUCAGAGGAGACUAAAUCACCGGAUGCCCUAGACCCUGGGGAAGGUGGGGUCGAAAGGAGCCAUGCUCACUCUCUGUCAGCCCCGCAUGACCCUCUCUCUUACGGUCAGGGAUACACCAGCCCGUUUUCCUCCCAGCAGCGGCCACACCGCCACUCCAUGUACGUACGGAGGGACCACCAGAGGACACACGGGGCAGAUGAGGGGCUGGCAGUGGGACAGGGCGUGCCCACCAGAGCCAGCAGCCUCCAGCUCCUGUCUCCACAGCUGCAGCACCGCACGCUGCCUCGCCACUCUGGGGGCUCCUCCAGAGAGGAAGACAUGAGCAGGAGCGAACAGGCACCCACUGAGGUCACCCACAGCAGACCCCCAAUAAGGGACUCCACAAGGGACAACACCGCAUCUUUUCACACACAGCGGCAAAAAAGCGAGGUUGGUUUAUAUCAUGACCAGCAAACAGAAGAUGGAGGAUCUUCCAAAGAGAACCGCAACAUUUACAGUGAAUCCAUGCCUAGGAGGGUGGGCAGCUUCUACAGAGUUCCUUCUCCCCGGCCAGACAACUCCUUCCAUGAUAGCAGGGGUCAGAGCCGGGGCUCUGGCCUGUCCUCAGAUGGCUCAGGUUUGACGAACCACUCCAAACGUCAGUCAGCGUUUGACCCUUGGACUGGCCCAGAUACUGUUGUGUUGAACCCCUCAGAGCCAUCCAAAGAAAAAGAGAAGCAAGGUUUCUUCAGAGCAAUAAAGAAGAAAAAGAAAAAAUCUCAAAUGGUAACUUGCAUGUCAAGUACCUCUGAGGAUAUGCAAGUCCCUGAUGGAAGGCCUCCUGUCAUCAAGAAAUGUCUUUUCCCUCUGUUUAGCCCAAAGAAUAGCAUAAAGCAUAGUUCCUCUGUGAGAGUCCUCCCUGUAGUGUCCUCUUCCAUGGUUCCCAGUGAAGGGGUGGACACAGUUAUCCAGAAGUCCACCAGGUCCUCCGGUCACCAGAGCAGCCGCCACAGGUCCCGUGACAAGAGCAGAGACCGGGACCAAGAGCGAGACCGAGACAAGGACUGGCCACCCGAGAAACUGUCCGAUUCGCACUCUCCAAGUCAACCAUUGAAGUCUCUGCGUAAGCUCCUGCACCUUUCAUCCUCAUCCUCCAACCAAACUGCACAGUCUGAUAUGCGUUACCAGCCGCUGCCUAAUCCAGCCUCUGCUCAAGGUGGAUUCACAGAAAGCCGGGGUCACUCAGGGGUCAGCACGCCCCAGCUCAAGAGCCGACAGGCAGCCUAUCCGCUGCCCGGGCAGCUGGAGUCCGGCUGGCACACAUCUGCCCUGGGCCGCCCAGAGGGCAACCCCUACCCAGAGCAAAUGAGCAUCAAGGGAGGCCAGAAUGGGCAUGGCUUUGGACGCCCCACCCGGUCUCGUAUGCCAAAUCUCAACGACCUGAAAGAGACAGCUCUGUGAUAUCCAUCACCUCACAGGUUUCAGAUCGACUUCAGACUCCUCUGUUUCCCCACUGUUGCUCCUACGUGUCCCAUGCGUAACAAUACACCUGCUGAAUACACACACACAAAAAAUGCAGACAUCAAACCUUGAGUUUUAAACACUGCUUGCAAAUAGGCCAAAAGCCUUUAUGUCUUCAUUUUUUUAAAGCUUCCAAGUUUGAUAGACUUUAUAUUAUUACUGCUGUAAUUCUGAUUAUAAUUUGUAUUAUAAAGUAAAUAUAUUACAAAUUAAAUAUAUAUAAAUGGAUAGAUAAAGUGUAGAUUUUAAGUGUAAGUAUUUUUGUUUCUAUUUAAUAUAGAAAUAUAGUACAUUUUACUGCGUAGUAUUUCCUUAAGACUAUCUAAGGCAUUCUAAAUAAGUAAAGUUUAUCAGUUGUUACAGUAGAAACUGUUAAUGUCAGUAACUUGUAUUCAUCUCACCCAGGAUUGUAACUCUUUGUCCAAGCUGUCUUGCCUUUGGAUGUGCUCUGUCAUACUGGUUACAGAUGCUCAAAUGUGCAACUGAAAGUCAAAGCAGUCUUGUUCUUGAAAAUAUAGCUGUAGUGCAUUUUUUCUUAGUUGUCACAGACAAUCUAAAAGCUUAAAUAUACUUGUUCUUUUUUUAGGAUGUUUCAGUUUUUUAUGUGUUUUUGUAAUGCAGCCAUUUUGGACACUACGGUGCCAUAAACAGACAGAAACCUUAACCGACAUUGCCCUCUGUAGGAGAUAGUGAAGCACUGCAUCUACUGUUUUCUGACUGAAAUGCACUAACAUUUAGGCACUGACUUUCCAUGCACAAUGUGUGUAUAUCAUCAUUUUCAUGUAUAUUAUUAACAAAUGUUGUACAAUUAACACUAUGGUUACACCUCACUUAUUUUAAAGACAAUUCACAUAAAAACUGCUCCUUAUGCAGACUAUACCAAUGGCUCCUUUUGGUAGUGAUGUAAUCUAAAACUAUUUACUGAAAUGUUUAUUUAUGUAAACGUGUUAUGAAGCACUCUUAGCGAUAAACUAUACAGUAAUAAAACACUGAUAUUUUGGCCUGCUGCAAAGUUCAAGGAUCCAUUUAAUGAAAAGGAGUUGAAGUUGAUACAGAAGACUGCGAUUCUCUCUGAUAACUUCCCUCACUACCAGGGUUCAAGGAAGUCUGUCUGUUGCUCAUUUCUCACCAAAAGAUUUCAUUAAACAACUUUCAAAUGGUUCUAUUUUUAAUCAGUUAAGGAAUGUACAAAUACAUCCAAAAUAUACAACGUUUAACUGCUGUAAAAAUGUAUUUUAAAUAACAUGAAUUUCUUUUUUUUUUUUUUUUUUUUUUCGAAUCAUUAUUACAGGGUAAUUUUUACAGCAGCUAAAGGAACACUAAAGCCAUUCUGGAUGUAGAAGUACAGUGCUUCCCAACUUUCACUGUCAUGUCAGAAGAACUCAAGUACCCUUUUAUUAACAUCAUGUUUCAAAAGUGUUCAUUGGAAUUUGUCAGAAAAUAGAUACUAUUUAACACAACUGGUUAUAUGAAAAUGUAAGUUAAAGUAUUUUUCAUGCAGAUGAACUGUUGUCUUAGUUUGGUCAAGUUUACGUCUGUAUUGCUGUCACUUGAAGUAGUUGUGGCGGUUUCAGCCAUAUAUUCAGCAUCUUUAGCUAGCUGUUUCAACUGUUAAUCCAUGAAGUACACUUAACUAUUCAAACUGUUUAUUCAUAUAUUCAGUCACUGUUUUAACAUGUAUCCAUUGGUUGUAGUUGUUUCAUCCAUGCAUUCAUUUCUUUUAACUUUCAACCAUUUUACCAUUUCUCCAUUUUAUGCCAGCUGUUUAACUAAAUUCAGCCAUUUGGCCAUCACUUUAGCUAAAUAUUUCAACUUUUCUUCCAUUUCUUUUCAGCUUUUUCACCAUUUGUCCAUUACAUUUAUACUAACUAACUUUUUUGUCUGUUUGUAUAUUUGCUAGCAUUUGUUUAUUCAUUAGUUUGAGCAAUGUAUUCGAACUAUUUACACAUUACUUUUAGCAGGUUGUUUGAACGGUUGGUCCAUUACAUUUAACUAUUUCAUGCACUUAUCCAAUACUUUUAGGUAACUUCUUACACUUCGAAUUUUUUUUAUGUCGUCUCAAUUGAAUUUACGUGGCAAUCUCAAAUCAGUUAUAUCUCAACAGGUAUCACAUCUUUUUUAAACAAGUCAUAAUUUCUCUACAUUUUUUCAUUGUAACACUUCUUUCAAAUACCCCCUGGACUGCACUCCUGUUUGGGAAUCACUGUACUAGUGUAUUUGUAACUGAUUGCACGUGCCGAACCACUUGGGACAAGCUUUUGAGAAAUCUUAAUGGAACCACAGUGGGGGCAGAAGCCCUUUGCUGUAACAUUGUUGUCUGCCUGAGAUAAAGUGCCAUGAAAGUAGCUUGGCAAAAAUAAAUCCUAAGCUUUUUAGUGUUGCACUUUGAAGAGACUGUGUGGCUCAGCAAUAUUUCUCUGACUCUGUAAAUUCUUCCUCACUUCAUGUACAUUAUGUGCCCAGUGUGUGAAGACUGAAACACAGGGACCUGAGGGACCCACAGUAACACGCUGAGUCCAGACAUGACCGUGACGUAUUGUGCAUUGUGCAUCUGUAAGGACUGUGCACACUCUGUAUUUGACACAAUACAUUUCUCUCUUUGGAUUAUUGUUUAACUGUAGAAGCACUGUGUAUUAUAUUAAUACUGAUGUGUGACUACUUGUUUGGUAAUAUUUAUAACAGAAGAUGUUUAUCAACUGUUUAAAUGAAAUCAAGUAUUACGUUUGUGCUUUUAUUACAGACACAAAUUAGUAGCAUAGUCAGUGUUUAUCUGCUUUUUUUUUUCAACAGAGAACGUAAACCAACAAAUGAAUGCUUAAUAAUUUUAGAAUAUUCAUGUUUACAUAUGUAAUAGUAAAUCUCAAAUAAAACAAACUCAC
Scatophagus argus is the source of this 6489-nucleotide messenger RNA. Its product is annotated as cyclin-dependent kinase-like 5. The coding region runs from base 401 to 3550 and encodes 1049 amino acids. The record is from RefSeq and is a predicted model, not a curated record. Gene Ontology annotation, biological process: protein phosphorylation; regulation of dendrite development; positive regulation of axon extension. NCBI's taxonomy places the organism in Eukaryota, Metazoa, Chordata, Actinopteri, Scatophagidae. The transcript has 19 exons. Gene Ontology annotation, cellular component: dendrite cytoplasm; nucleus. Gene Ontology annotation, molecular function: ATP binding; protein kinase activity.